Molecule: messenger RNA, 3608 nt
Organism: Sphaerodactylus townsendi
Lineage: Eukaryota; Metazoa; Chordata; Lepidosauria; Squamata; Sphaerodactylidae
Gene: LRRC28
Product: leucine rich repeat containing 28
Exons: 10
Coding region: 213-1340 (375 amino acids)
Molecular function (GO): protein binding
Source: RefSeq, a predicted model, not a curated record
GGGGGAGAGUUUACCUGGGUUGAUGUACCUUCGUCGUUAGGGACAACGGGGCCGUUUCCAUGGAGACGCUUGGAGGAGAGGCGGGCUGGCCUAUUCUUGCUCUUCCCCUCUUGGUGGCAGCAUCCUGGGCGCCUUUAUGGAGUUUUAGAGACGAUAAUAAUAAUAAUUUUGUAAUAGAAAUGAUCGAUUUCCGCAACAUAUAGAGUUAUAAUAUGGUGGCUGGGACAGUCUCUGCCAUGGCUUCGGAACUUUGCAAAACUAUUUCUGAGGCAAAGCUUGAAAGGCAUAAAAACUUGUUCUUAAAUUACCGAAAUCUGCAUCACUUUCCACUGGAAUUGCUGAAAGAUGAAGGCCUGCAGUAUUUGGAGCGACUCUAUAUGAAGAGAAAUUCACUGACCACUUUGCCAGAAAACCUCGCCCAAAAGCUUCCAAAUCUUGUGGAACUGUAUCUCCAUUCAAACAACAUUGUUGUUGUGCCUGAAGCAAUAGGCUCUUUGGUUAAACUGCAGUUCCUGGACUUGAGUGACAACGCCCUCGAAUUUGUCUGCCCUGAGAUCGGCCGUCUGAGGUCCUUGCGCCAUCUUCGACUGGCUAAUAACCGACUAAAAUACUUGCCAGCAGAAAUUGGAGACCUCCGAGAACUGCAGACAUUGGACCUGUCGACCAAUCAUUUAAUCACUUUGCCUGAGAGGCUCCAUAUGUGCCUCUCUCUUCAGUACCUGGCGGCUGACCGGAACCAUCUGUGGUGCGUCCCUCGUCACCUCUGCCAACUACCCAGUCUCAACGAGCUCUCUAUGGCUGGGAACCGGUUGGCGUUUUUGCCACUGGAUUUAGGUCGCUCCCGAGAACUGCAGUACGUUUAUGUGGAUAACAAUAUUUACUUGAAAGGGCUUCCCUCUUACCUUUACAACAAAGUCAUUGGCUGCAGUGGCUGUGGUUCUCCCAUUCAGAAGUCCGAGGCGAAGCUGCUCUCCUUUUCUUCGGGGCAGCUGACUGUUUUUCUCCCAGCAGAGGUGAAGUUGAUCGGGACCCAUUUGGACCCUGUCUUGCCCUUGCAAGAGAUGGCUAUGCGGGUGCUGCAUAACACCUUCUGCGGGUUUUCCAAAGAUCUCCAGCUCCUGACUCCGAUCUUGCUACCCAGAAGUCUCUCAGAACUGUUGCGCUGCCCUCUGGGACACUGCCACCGUUGCAGCCAACCCAUGUUUACAAUUGUCUACCCAAAGCUCUUCCCUUUGAGAGAAACACCAAUGGCUGGAUUGCAUCAGGGGAGGACGAGCGUUAGUUUCGUGGCGUACUGCUGUUCCACCCAGUGUCUGCAGACUUUUGACCUGUUGAGCUGAUAAAAACUUAUAGCUGCUCAGGAGGAUAGCCAGCUUCCAAGCUUCUUUCAACUGUGUCUCCAGAUGGCGCCGGAAGAGGAGCUCCACGUCGCUGCGUUUGGCUGUUUUAUUUGCGUAUUAUUGCCAAAGCAGUGAAAGAGGAGUUGCCUGGUUACGCAGGAACUACUGAGAACCACUUGGAUCCGCAUACCUAAUAAAUUUGGAUGCAAGGCAAAAACUCUUUGGGAAGUUAACACCUUCCCCGUCCCUCUUUCAGGCAGAAUGUACACAAGCGAACAUGAGAUGAACCAAUGGCCUCUGGAAUUCUCUAGGACUCUAGCUGUAUUCACAUAAGAUUUAUGUUAAAACCAGGCUCACCUAUUUGAAUGCAAAAAAACCUGAUUGAAUGAUACUUUUUUUGUGGCUUUCCUUCUUAGCUAUGUAUUGCUACUCCCUGGAGAAAAGCCACUUAAGGUAACAGUUUGUUUUUGCCAAUGAGAAUAUUGCUUCCUUUCUUUUUUCCAUUUCCAUAUUUUCUCCCUCUCUCCACCCCCCACCAAACUGACCUUCUUGACUAUUGGUGAGAAGUGUCAAUCUUCUUUGGAAAAUCAGGAGUUCACGCUGAGCUGUGAAGCCAUGGGUCUGCCGCAAGGAGCCACAAAUGUCUUGCUUGUAGAUUAUUCUAAUUUUGCAUCCUGAGGUGGUUAAAAGGACUUAGAAAGUAACAAUAGGUUGGAGUCGAAGGCUGCACUCUUAAUUCUGCAAGCCGUGGACCGACUAAGAAUUUACGAGUCACGUGAAAACAAACAAUACUCGUAAGACAUAAAAUGACGCAGUCUACAAAGGCCUUCACUUCAAAAUUGCCGUCAGUUUCCAAGAAGCUUCAGUCAAACAUCCCAACCUCCGAGGAGGCCGCAAAAGGGAAGACAGAACAAAUUCUCUUUUUUUCCUGAGGUUCCGUUUUCUUUAAAAGGGCUGUGAGGCUUUUUCAAGAUGCUUGGAACUGAAAAGUACCUCGCAAAUAUUCUUCCUGCCUUCUGAGGAUUGUUUCUUGGAAACUUUUCAUUGCGCUUAAUAGCCCAAAAGCCGGAGGGAAGCCCUGGAGGAGGGUGUGAUUUGCCACUUUGAUUUUAAAAAUAAGUAAAGAGUGAAGCGUAGCCCUGCUUAGACAGUUUACUGAUAUUUAUUUUCACUAAUUCUCUAGUGCCAGUGUAGUUAAGGACCACAAAUUGCUUGUGGGUUUUGACACAUGAAGUUUUUGGGGUUUUAGUAGUUAACGUGUUUGGAAGAUCAGAAUCCUGAAAACUGCAUAUUUAAGGGAGUUGGGACAUCCCUAGUGGGGAUGCAAACACGUUCCAUGUUAGUGGCAACAGCAGACAUGUUAGUGUUGCCUGGAAGAGAGGCAUUUUUUGAGCAGGGUGAGUCGCCUUCAUCGGUCAUUUCCUUACGGGAAGACCAGAAACAUUUCUGGCAUUCAAACAAGACCCAGUUUCCAUACAGCGCAGACCAAAGCGAAACGGUAUCAUCCGGGACUCUGGCAGACAGUCAUGGUUUUAGUUCCCCACCCCCAUGAAAAAGCUUCCUUCUUUGAAAGCCAGGUGGAAGGAGAGGAUUUAGUUGUUAUCCUGUUGUACACAGGAAGAGGAUUUUUGUGUAGGGGAGACUUUUGAAAUAUCAGCUCUUGGCUGCAGGACGUAACAGUACUAUUCUGAUUUCUCACCCUCUGGCCAGAAGCUUCUUGCAGUUCGCAAGGUAUCUUCCCCACAUGUGUCCCAGCAAGCAGGGAAGCCAAUGCACUAACUCAACAAGGAAGGCUGAUCAACUAUUUUUUUCUCUCUCCCCUGCCCUCCCAGAGAGCCCUGCGCAAAUCAGAGAGGAAGCAGAAAUAGCUCCUCGAUUUCCCUCCUGUGCUCAGCCCUGCAGACUGAGUAUUGGAAGUUCCUCCUGAAGAGGAUGAAAUAAAAUUAAAGAGGUUGUGUCAGCUGUGAGGUCCCUGCAUGCAAAGAGCUAUUCCCUUUCUCUUGGAUUGACCUGUGACCCUCACGCCUUUCUGGGUGGGCGAGAAUCCAUGAGCAGCCAUGAGACAUUUUAGUCUUCCUGCCCAUUUGGAUGGUUAUGGGGGGGGGGGGGAGACUUCUAGGUUUCUAAACAACCCCCAGAUGCAGCCAUAAUGCACACCAGUUUGCUCUUCAAGCCUUGUGGGGCAGCCUCAGAUUGGAAACUUGACUUUAGAGCUCUGUCUUCCAAAAGGCACCUGUGCUGGAAUAAAACCAAACCGAAGCAUCCAAA